AUAAUUUUAUUAUUGAUUAUUAAUUUUUGAUUAUUAAAGUUUAAUAUUUAAAAAUAAGAUAGAAAUAAAAAAAUUUUUAUCUUUUAUAUUGUACAUAUAUGUAAUAAUUAUAAAAUAGAAUAUAACAAGUAGAAACAAAAAAUGCGGGAAUUUUAAAUUAUAUUUUCUUAUUAAACAAAUAAUUUUCAUAACACAUUGAAAAAAAAAUAAAAACAAAUUUAUUAUCAAAAAAAAUUUGAAAAAUAAAUUUUACUGAUUUUUUAUAUAUCUAUAUUAUUACUUCUAUAUUUACUAAUAUUAUAUUUCUAUGUAUUCAGUAUUUUUUUCUGACUAAAGAUUACAUAAAUAAAUUUUUUUAAUCUACUUAUAUAUUUUUUUGUUAUUAUGUAUGAAUAAUGAAAUCAAAUUUAUAUUUUCUGUUCUAUAUAUAAAUUAUUCUAACUGAUAUAUAAAUUAUUUGAGAUAUUACCACAAAAUGAUAUAAAAAUUUAAUAUAUAAUAGAAAUUUUCUGUUCCUUUUAUGCAAGUGCUCUUGAGUACUUUUCUGUUAUCGCACCACGCAUGCGUCCAUACCCCUUCCAUUCUGAUUAAAACUUAGAGAUGCGCACGCAUUACACCGCGUAAUAGUUGAAAUACGAAAGAGAAGACAGUCGUGGUCCGAAGUUGAUCAUGUAGAUAUUCCAAAAACGUCCGAUCGCAAGGUGAAUUCACGUACAAAGUGAACGAAAAGAAAUCGGUGUCGAUUGAAAACGAGAAUGUGGUCUGCAAUGAAACAUCUUUGAAUUGCGUAAACCAGUGGCUACAUUCUUUAGUCGCGAGUUCUUUUACCGAUAAUCCAAAGUUCUUUUUUUAAAGAAAAGUGAACUCAGACAUCGAUGAAACGUUCAAAAUUCUUAAGAAAUUAUUUUUUUGUAAACAUUAGGGCAUCGUGAUGAAAGUUGGAACUUAUUGUACGAUUAAUAGUUCCGUUUCGGCGAUCGUGGAAUAAUCGGUUUGAACUCGACGAAAUCGAGACACUGAAAGAAUCGAGCAUGAUCGGGCCAUCUUCUGGCAUCGGUGAUGUCCCAGAACACGAGUUAUCAGAUAAUCAAUCCCGUGGCGGAAAGAAGCGCAUUUUCGAGGAUCUGGACAUCGAAAACUUUUGCGAAGAGGUUCAAAAUGGUCAUAAACGAUAUCAAUACCAAGAAAUUGAGGCUCCAAUGGAAAUGGUUGCCUCCAAUCAAGUGAUAAACGACACUGCAUCCCUAUUCUCACCGUUAUCAGCUCAAGAAGCCGUGGAUGAAUGUUCAGUUGGUCGAUUGGAAGUCCUUCUCGUGGAUGGCACUAAUUGUACCUGGACAACCGUAUCAGAAUUGGAAUCGCAGCAAAGUAUCGCUGAUAUUACGGCUUCACCAUCUACAUCUACUUCGUCAUCGGAAAAUAGACAAGAACAGGUGAUACAGGAGGUUCAAAUCGAGGAAACGAGUUAUCCCAUUGAUUGUGAUUAUUGGGAACCAGUUGUCACAGUCCAAUCAUCCAAUAUGCAACAAAAUAAGCCCAUGAUGCCUUCUGGUAGUAAUCAGCAGCAACAGUUUGAUGAUCAAGAGACUGGAAAUCUUUCCUGGUUACUGGAUUUUAAGUUGGAUCCUUUCAUCGAAGCCGCAGACGAGAAAUCUACUGUAUCUUUAUCUAAAGACAUUCACAAUGGAAACAAAGCAAGAAUGAAUGGACGUUCUUAUGGAUCUGCCUACAUUAACGAUGCUAAAAAGAGUUACAACGAGAAUGGAUCGUUGCAUCAGGAAUCAAAUCAUAAUUAUUCUAGCCUCGACAAUAGAAAUUUCGCGUCUUCCCGGUGUAAUGGCCCAAAGAAACCGCCUUUCACAUAUACAGAGCUGAUUGAACACGCUUUGCGAGAAAGGGGAGAGCUUACGGUAUCAGCUAUUUACCAGUGGAUCUCAGAACAUUUUCCGUACUACAAAAGUAAUGACGAUCGUUGGAAAAACUCUGUUCGACACAAUCUGUCCAUAAAUCCACACUUCAGAAAAGGAUCAAAAGCACCACAUGGAGCUGGACACUUAUGGGCUAUUGCAAAUCGUUCUGGAGAUUCCAGACCCAGACAAACCAUUAAUAAUUCUAUCAUUAAUUCUUCUACGAAACAAAUAAGCAAGAACAAUAUAGAAAUUGAAAAUCUGAGGAAAAAUGUCAGUCAAAUGAAUCCAAUAGAUGAAGUAGAAGCAGCAACUGCCAGCAUUACACAACAGUCUAAUGAAGAAGAGACUGAGAAUAUAGUAAAUUCUGUAACAUUAGAGCAUUGUGCUGAAGAAAUUCUUAGUGGUAUUAAAAAAGAAGUAGAAGUACAAUAUCUUGUUCCCAUGAUGGUGUCCAAUAACGAAUCGACCCAUCCCAAUCAACAAACGCAAGAGCUUCAUUAUCCUGUGAAAGAGAGUGAUUUUCUCAAUCCAGUAUCAAAAGAAGUAGUCGCAGAAGAAUGCGGACUAAUAAGUGAAGGAUAUCUAGUUACAGACUUAAAUCCUACUGCUUUGGGUCUAAAUAUGAUUGAGCCAGAAAUUAUCACACCUGAAAAUCUUUUUGGGGAGGAAUUAAGUUUUCAGUUUUAUGAAUUAUCAUCUCCAUCACAAAUUCAGUCUGCCUGACAUAUAGAGAAAAAUAAACUGCGAUUUAUUGUUAUUGACGAACUGCAUGUGCAAAAUAUUCAGGAUUGCAAUCAAGUGGAAAACGAAGAAGACAUUUACAGUGUUAUUGAUAAAAAAGAAUUUCAAGAAGAAUUUCAAGAGUCAAUGGUCAAAAGCUGACUUUUCUAAUAAUGUUAUGACGAGAUUUAUAUAGAAACCAAAAUAAAAAGAUUAUUAAACUUUU
This is a messenger RNA of Apis cerana (Asiatic honeybee), 2856 nucleotides long. RefSeq lists its product as uncharacterized. Gene Ontology annotation, molecular function: DNA-binding transcription factor activity; cis-regulatory region sequence-specific DNA binding. Gene Ontology annotation, cellular component: nucleus. The record is from RefSeq and is a predicted model, not a curated record. Lineage: Eukaryota; Metazoa; Arthropoda; Insecta; Hymenoptera; Apidae. Gene Ontology annotation, biological process: regulation of DNA-templated transcription.